AUGGCUUCUCCAACUUGCGACCAAAAGAAAUUGACCAUUGUUCGACUGGUUGAGAAGGAGUGCUUGGCACAGAUCAAGACUGCUGAGGCUGUUCGCGACCUGAAGUGCCUGGAAAUCAAGGCAAAGUACAGAGACAAGAAGGAGCAAGCAUGUCUCGACCUUGAACAGCAGGAAAAGAAUGAGUUGGACGAGAUCACACGGCUUCACGAGGUCCGAAUGAAUCCUAUCAGGGCCAAGCAUCAAGAGAAGCUUUCAGCAAUCAGGGAGCAGUAUGGCAUAGCCGUCCCUGAAGCUGGACUCCAGGCAUCUCCCACUUCUGAGUACCCCAGCUCACCACCCACUUUAGCCACGACUCCACGGCUUGCUAAUCAGAAGAAGGCUGCGCCAUGCAAAAAGAAUCACAUCACCAGCUACCGAUCCAAUGACGAUACUCACGAGUCUAGCGAUGAGUCGAACACAUCUAUCCCCGCAAUUUCUCAUGAGGCAAGAAACAAGCUCAGACUUGCUGCUCCCGUGAUGAAACGGAAGAGAGUUCAGAGCAUCGAGUUGACAGGCGAUGAUGAUGAAUCGGACUUCGUUCAGAACCACACCAAAGAUGACGAGGACGAUGAACAUGAUGAUGCCGAUGAUGAUGACGACGAUAACCUUUUCGAGAUUAUGCGGACUAGGCCUUCUGGAAGAUCUCGCAAGUCGGUCAUGAGUGCCCCCGGAAAGAGCUUUGGACGGAACACUGUGCCGUUUGCUUCGUCAAGAGAGCCGGAGACUGGGCCCCGUCAGACUGAAUUAAAUCACACCUUCAAACCUCGCAACAAGGCAUCUCCACCCAGUGGCGAGACAGAUGACCAAGCUGAGGAGGAAGAUGAGAACAAGAGCAUCUGCAGUGUCCCAGGCUUCACGUCGAAGCCUCCGACCCAGUCGACUUGA
Molecule: messenger RNA, 924 nt
Organism: Diaporthe amygdali
Lineage: Eukaryota; Fungi; Ascomycota; Sordariomycetes; Diaporthales; Diaporthaceae
Exons: 3
Coding region: 1-924 (307 amino acids)
Source: RefSeq, a predicted model, not a curated record